UUUAAAUGAUAAAAAAACUAUAUUUUUUUUUCAAUAUCUAAUUUCUCUCUCAGUUAUAUUAACUAUUUUUUGUCAAUUGCAAAGUUUUUACCAGUUUUUAUCACAUAUUAAAAAUUCUCUCACAUAUUAUUGAUCAAAUGAUCUGAAAAUAUAUUUCUGUCAAUUCCACUUGUAUUCAAUCUUUUAUUCUUAUUGUGAUUCUAAUCCUUACCAUCACACUAAAUUUCCCUCUCAUUCUUACCUUCAAUAUCACUCCAUUCUCAUCACUUUCACUCACUCUCUCACCCUUGUUCUCACUUAACCAACAUUUUCAUCCUCUCUCUCUAUCAUUCAAACUUCUCAGCUACAUUUUUCUUGAUUGAGUAUGUCUGGACAAAUUAUUUUGGUCAACUAGUAAUCAAUCAAAAAUUAGUUAGAACAUAAAUCAUCAAACUUAAUGAUGGGUUGUUGAUUUGUAUAUAUCACAUCUCUUGAUAAACGCCCAAAUCCAUAUUGGGCCGGCCCUUUGAAAAACUCAAACGAUCUCUUUCGCUAACUAGGACAUUUAUUAUGGAAAUCAAGCCUUUUUGAACGGAUGCAAGAAAAAGCGAGGGAAAAUUAUUUAGACUUUGGUUUCUUCUGUAUCACGUCUCCGGAGGCCUGAGAAUUCGCUUCGUCUUGGCGAUUUCUGCUUCCGACUCCGCUCACUUGCCGCACUCCAGAAAGUGCUAGAAUAUAGUACACCUGUUUCUAGGAUUAAAGCAGAGAUAAACGAAGAAACAAUAUGAGUCGAGAGGAACACGACGCAGCUUAUGGAGUAGCCCUUGAAGUCGAAUGCGCUUACUCUCUUUUAGGAGUCAAAAGAAUCGAGUUACUACAGCUACUAGAAACUAGACGCAUGUGUGAUAUCUUAAUCACGGUAAUAUGGGUGACAUGUGCAUGUAAGUAAGAACAUAGUCUAUCUAUCUCUAUCUCGCUGCCUCUUUUUUCAACAAGUCACUGAAGAUAACAAUAGGUAGACUUUCCAACGAACAAAAACUUAGGGCACCAUGACAAUGAAUGUAAAGAAUAUAGUACUCGUUGAUAAAUGCUGUCCAUAUAAGCUGUUUGGACACAAAUGCAGAAAUGAAAUAAGUUGUCCUCAUUUUCGCAAGGGGUCUGAAAAGUCAAUGGUCGUCGUUUGGAGUCAAUGUAGGGCUAUAUGACUAUGAUGAUAAGUUGUGAUGUUAGGACUUAGGAGUGAAUGAGAUUAUCUAACAAAUGAAUGGUGUCAAGGAGUGGUAUACAUUUUCUUUUUCUUUCGUCUCCAUCCACCUAUCAAUAUCUCCACUAAAAAUGUUUUGUUUCUUCUCCUCCAUAUUUGAUUAUAAGUCCGGAAAUCUAAUCACUAAUAGGUAUAAUAAUCACAAUGCAGUGCACGCAAGUUUGUACAGAUUAGAAAGCAACAUCGUAGCUGAGAAGUUUAAAGUGUUUUGGUUUCUUUCAAUUUUGUAACCACUAUAAGAUUUUAAUUCCUAGGUUUAUUUAGUGACAUUUAUACUAUUUAAAAAGCAACACGAAAAGUGGAUAAGAGAAAAAUAAAGCUAUGCUGCCUAUAAUAUUUUGAUAGUUGAAUACUAACAUAGUUAUUUAGUAUAUGCAUGUCAACCUCCAAAAUAAACUAUGAAUUUGGAAGCCAAGUGCAAACUAGUCUUUCUAUGUUAAGAAACAUCGAUUGUGCAUCUAUAUGAACCAACUGUCCUUAAUAUCGUAUCUACGUAAUCAGUGACUAUUUAGAUGAAUAAACUAAGUUAGAUGUCUACUCAAAUAAAUACUCUCCCUCUGUUUCAUUAAGCUAGAUGUUUUAGAAGAAAAAAAUGUUUCCAAAAGAUAGAUUUUUUGUAUUUUCUACGAAAAAAUUGUGAUUUUCGAUAAAUUAAUUGACUUUAUUGAAUUAUUAUUAGCUAAAAGUUCUUGAAAAUCGAAAAUUACAUGAUACAUUUAUUAUAGUGAUUUAAUAUGUUUUUUAAAAUAUAUGUGAAAACACUAAAAAUUUUAUAUUUGUGAAACGGAUGGAGUAUCUAUGUAUCAUGGUUAUAUGAUGUGGUAAUCUUUUAAUUCUAAAUAAUUUUUUUUAUCUAUGUAGCAUGUUCAAAUAGUCCAUCUUGAUUUGGUAUUUUGGAGAUAAACUCCAGUUAUUGCUAUUGGAACGUUUUCUACAGGGGUCUAUCAAAUAUCCCACACAUCGUGGAGAUAGACGUGGAGAUAGACGGUCGUAGAGUAUCAAUCUUCCACUUAAAAAUUUUCAAAUUCAGUGAAAGUGAAAAUUCUACACGUAAUGAAUGCUCUGUACGAGACAUUUAAUUGUAAUUCCCGAAUUUGAUUUUUCAAACCUUAAGUUUUAAAGGACAAUUAAAACAUUACAACCACGCGUAUAUAUAUACCGUAUAAGAAUUGUGAUCUGCAGAGCUCAAAUAUCUUCUUUUUUGCUCGUCCUUCAGUUUCCAUGGAGAUAGAGCAGAGAAAGAUCAUGAAGAGAGAAGAAAAUGAAAACAAUAAUCAGCCCUCACUACAAGAAGAGGGACAAGAAACAGAGGAAGAGAUGUCUGGGAGGAAGAUUGAACCAUGGACGAAGCAGAUAACGGUUAGAGGCGUGUUAGUGAGCAUAGUGAUCGGAGUUGUGUUCAGUAUAAUAGCUCAGAAGCUAAAUCUUACUACAGGAAUUGUCCCUCAUCUCAACAGCUCUGCAGCUUUCCUGGCUUUUGUCUUCGUCAAGACAUGGACUAAGAUUCUCAAGAAAUCAGGAUUUGUCUCAAAGCCAUUCACAAAACAAGAGAACACAAUGAUUCAGACAUCUGCUGUUGCUUGUUACAGCAUUGCCGUCGGAGGAGGGUUUGCUUCGUAUCUUCUGGGGUUAAACCAUAGGACAUAUGAGUUAUCUGGUGCGAACAUGGAGGGUAAUUCUGCGAAGAGUGUGAAAGAACCAGGUCUUGGUUGGAUGACUGCUUAUGUAUUUGCCGUUUGUUUCGUCGGUCUUUUCGUCUUGAUCCCUCUCCGUAAGGUUAUGAUUAUUGACCUUAAGCUAACAUACCCGAGUGGUUUAGCUAGUGCUGUGCUCAUCAAUGGCUUCCACACACAAGGAGAUGCACAGUCCAAGAAACAAGUGCGCGGUUUCAUGAAGUACUUCUCAAUUAGCUUCUUGUGGGGCUUUUUCCAGUGGUUUUUCUCUGGCUUAGAAGGUUGUGGGUUCGCUCAGUUCCCAACCUUUGGCUUGAAAGCUUGGAAACAAACGUUCUUCUUUGAUUUCAGCAUGACAUUUGUAGGAGCAGGAAUGAUAUGUUCACAUCUGGUUAACCUCUCUUUGCUUUUAGGAGCUGUCCUCUCUUAUGGCUUAAUGUGGCCUCUUCUUGAUAAACUCAAAGGCUCUUGGUUCCCUAAUAAUAUCGAUGAAAAGAACAUGAAAAGCUUAUACGGUUACCAAGUCUUCUUAUCCGUAGCUCUAAUCCUCGGAGACGGUCUCUACACUUUCGUUAAGAUCCUCUGUGUCACCAUUAUUAGUAUCAACGCAAAACUGAAGAAACAACCUAACGAUCUUGAUGACGUGAGUGACAAGAAACAACCAAAGUUUCUCAAAGAAGAUGAGAAUUUCCUCAGAGACAAAAUACCGAUGUGGAUCGGAGUGGCCGGAUACUUAACCUUCGCUGCUGUCUCAACCUUGGUGGUUCCUCUGAUAUUUCCUCAGCUCAAAUGGUACUACGUUAUUGUAGCUUACAUUUUCGCGCCAUUUCUUGCUUUCUGUAACGCCUAUGGAGCUGGACUUACAGACAUCAACAUGGCUUAUAACUAUAGUAAAAUCGGUCUGUUCAUUCUCGCGGCUGUGUCGGGUAGAGAGGACGGAGUUGUGGCCGGACUAGCCGGAUGUGGACUGAUCAAAUCGGUUAUUUCGGUUUCUUGCAUCUUGAUGCAAGAUUUCAAGACGGCUCAUUACACGAUGGCGUCACCUAAGGCUAUGUUCGCUAGCCAAAUGAUCGGAACGGUCGUGGGAUGCAUCGUGUCGCCUUUAAGUUUCUUCUUGUUUUACACAGCGUUCGACGUUGGAAACCCUAAAGGAGAGUUUAAGGCUCCUUACGCGUUGAUUUACAGGAACAUGGCGAUUCUUGGGGUGGAAGGCUUCUCUGCUUUGCCUCUUCACUGUCUCCAGAUGUGUUAUGGGUUUUUCGGGUUUGCAGUUUUGGUCAACGUCGUCAGGGAUGUUAGUCCGGCGAAGGUUGGGAGGUUCAUGCCGCUUCCGACGGCGAUGGCGGUUCCAUUUCUGGUCGGAGCUUAUUUUGCUAUUGACAUGUGUGUAGGGACUUUGAUUGUGUUUGUUUGUGAGAAGAUGAAUAGGAAGAAAGCAGAGGUUAUGGUUCCGGCGGUCGCCUCAGGGCUAAUUUGUGGGGAAGGGCUUUGGACUUUACCGGCGGCGGUACUUGCACUCGCUGGAGUAAAACCUCCGAUAUGUAUGAAGUUUUUUGCUUCAUGAAGGGAACUGAUCACUUAUGCAAAGUAAAGGGUUAUCUGAUCAUCCUAUUCUAAAUAUAAUAAGCAGACGUGUGAACAAGAAUCUAUCUUUCUUUUUUUUGGGUAGGAAUUUGCAGGAACUAGGGUAAAACCUACUUGCAUAGAGUCGUGAUAUAAUCAAAUAAUGUGAAGUUGUUUUUUUUGCCUUUUUUUCUUACGUCAACAGAACCUUCUCUGUUAUUACCUUUGCAUCUUACUUGGGUUGUCUGAAACAGUUAUGGUCGUUGCCUCGUUGGCCCAUAUAUUUUAACAUUCGUGUCCAUCUA
Messenger RNA from Brassica rapa (field mustard), 4784 nucleotides. RefSeq names its product metal-nicotianamine transporter YSL1-like. The record is from RefSeq and is a predicted model, not a curated record. Gene Ontology annotation, biological process: response to iron ion; seed development. Gene Ontology annotation, cellular component: plasma membrane. Gene Ontology annotation, molecular function: oligopeptide transmembrane transporter activity; iron-nicotianamine transmembrane transporter activity. NCBI's taxonomy places the organism in Eukaryota, Viridiplantae, Streptophyta, Magnoliopsida, Brassicales, Brassicaceae.